AUGGCGGGGACUGGGGAGGCACCAAAUCCUAGCCCCCAAGAUGCCCAAUAUCAGCCUCCGCAACAGUCUGCACAGAUGGGAAAUGCCAGCCCGCCCGUAGCAACUCCGUAUCAAAGCUUAGGCUACUUCACCGGCUUUCCUGGUCCCAUCAUGUUCCAACCCCCCAAAGCCCAAAGUAAUCGAAGUCGCAAGAAAUCUACGCCGGGAACGGACCAUGUAAAACACCGCCGAACUCGAUCGGGGUGUUAUACCUGUCGAACCAGACGAGUCAAAUGUGAUGAAACCCACCCCAUCUGUGAGCGCUGUCGUAAAGGCAAGAGGGAAUGUGUUUACCCUGAGCCUCCUUCGGCAAAGGGACAGGCCUCCGGAUCAGGUUCAUCGAAAGACGCGGCGGAGUACGGUCCAGAACACAGCCCGACGUCUUCGCAAGAUGAAGCAGACGAGGAAACGGAAAGAGGGAUAAAACUCGAGACGAUAGUUGACGAGGACGAAGCCGCGGAAUCUUUAUCGCCAGCGUCGCAUUCCGUGUCAGAGUUACGAAGAACCAGUACGGCGUCAUUCUCGAGUGCUACCAAGACCCUGACACGGCAGAGCUCCGAAGCGCCUUCGGUGGACACUUCGCCAACCGUAUCAGCAGGCACCCCUUCCAGCUUCACGAUAUCCUUUCAAGUUCCUGACCCUGCACUCCAGCUGACAGCUUCUCGACCGGAUUGGUCUCACCUCCCCACAGAGCUGCAGCACCACUUGGCGUGCUUUUGUGAUCACAUCACCCAUUUCAACUAUGGCAUGGUUAACGAUAUGGACGAUUUCUUCCACUCGAUACUACCCAUCCUAGCGGUACAGCCCGGUAACGAUGCGCUUUUGCACGCGGUGGUGGGGUUCUCGGCAUACCAUCGAACGGUUCGGGAUCCCAAUGGCAAGAUUCAAGAUUUCCUGCGCUACUACAACAAAAGCGUCACAUUGCUUCUAAACUGUCUCAAGAGGCGAGAGAAGCAGAGCAUCGCGACGCUGCUGACGAUCUUGCAGCUGGCAACUAUUGAGGAAUACCUAGGCGACUGGGUGAACCUGAUGGGGCACCAGCGGGCGGCGUUCGAGAUCCUGACGCGACUGUUCACGCCGCAGACCAUCAUGGACUCGCCCACGUCCCGCAUCCUGCUGACCUGGUACAUCCGCUUCGACGUCUUCGUGGGGAUGAUGGGCGGGUUCGAGACGAGCCUGCCGCGCGAGUGGUUCUCGACCGCCGUGCACUUCUGCCAGGGGCAGAUCGAGCAGGACCCGCGCAACCUGCGGAUGAAGCAGGAGCUCCACGCUUCGGCGCUGCGGCUGAUCUCGAGGGACAUGUCGAUCCUGUACGCGCGGGGCGGCCGCGGCGAGCUUACGGGCGAGGAUUUUGUGGUCGAGCACGAUCAGAUCACGAACCGCCUCUACGAGUGGAGGAAUAAACUGAAGCUGGACCCCGCGCUGACCGAUCCGAAGUACCUCGUAACCGAUUUCAAGUACCGGGUCCCGUUGGGCGAGAAGGACAUCAUAGACCCGUACAAGCCGGGCCAUCUGUACGACUUUCCGCUAUUCUGGACGACGGUGGUGGUGGCGGAGUGGCACUCGAUCCUGGUUAUGCACAAGAGCCAGGAAGCGUUUGCGCUGCAGCAGAAACCGUCGGAUGAGCUGAGGGGCUUGGCGUACGCGAUAUGCGAGAUCUUCGAGAUGGUGGAGUUGUGGCCCCCGGCGCCGAGCGGUGCGCUUAUACCCAUCCAGGCUUGCCUUGCUAUAGCGGCUUUGUUCCUCCCAAGGGAUGAUAGGCAUCACAUGUGGUUAAGACGGAAAUAUGCGAUGCUGGAAUCACUUGGAUACGUUUUCCCCCUUACCAUACGAGCCCGGAUGGCAGAGAUAUUCCGGGAUCCUUCUUGCAUACAGUGGUGGCUCCCGAACGACGAAGGUCUGAGCCCCGUCCUACGAAGUAUCCGCACGUUCGCGGACGAGCGCAAUGCGAACCCCGUCUCGCAACAGACGGAAUCCCUCCGCGAAAUCAGUGCCAUUUUCGCCAAGAUGCGCCUCAACCACGAGCCCGAAGAAGUGCUCUCACCCGGUGGAUCGAAUAGCGGCGCUUCAACGUUCUGA
This is a messenger RNA of Hypoxylon fragiforme, 2118 nucleotides long. RefSeq lists its product as uncharacterized. The transcript is spliced from 5 exons. Gene Ontology annotation, biological process: positive regulation of transcription by RNA polymerase II. Gene Ontology annotation, cellular component: nucleus. The coding region runs from base 1 to 2118 and encodes 705 amino acids. Gene Ontology annotation, molecular function: zinc ion binding; transcription cis-regulatory region binding; DNA-binding transcription factor activity, RNA polymerase II-specific. Lineage: Eukaryota; Fungi; Ascomycota; Sordariomycetes; Xylariales; Hypoxylaceae. The record is from RefSeq and is a predicted model, not a curated record.